Messenger RNA from Aegilops tauschii subsp. strangulata, 893 nucleotides. The record is from RefSeq and is a predicted model, not a curated record. Lineage: Eukaryota; Viridiplantae; Streptophyta; Magnoliopsida; Poales; Poaceae.
UGUCCAAAACAGAAUAUAAUAUUGCAUGGAACAAUAAAAAAUUAUAGAUACAUUGGAGACGUAUCACCGUUGCAGCUCCAGGCGCCACCUCUGCCCAGCUCCGACCUGCUGUCGCCUGCAUCGGCCGGACUGCUGAUACACCAGGUCCGGUUUCCACCCUCCCCGUUGACACUACCGGCUUGGGCGGCCGGGUCUUCGCCAUCACCGGUCUACACCACGACUCCGGAACAGCCGACUCCGUCCCUGCAGUUCGGCGGACCAUCCGGCUCCGCGGCCCCCUGCCCGGGGUACUGCGACCAGGCGCCGCCAACCUCGCUGCUCCGCACCACCGAGCCCAUCGGACGCGGCGCCCCGACCCAGACACCGCCGCGGUUCGCCAAAAUCGACUCCGCCACUUAUGACGGCACGAAGGACCCCCUCAACUGGCUCAACCAGUGCGACCUGUUCUUUCGCGGGCAGUGCACCCUCGCAUCGGAGCGUACCUGGCUCGCCUCUUACCACCUUCGCGGCGUGGCGCAGACCUGGUACUACGCCCUCGAGCAGGACGAGGGCGGCAUGCCCCCUUGGGAGCGCUUCCGCGAGUUCUGCCUCCUUCAUUUUGGGCCUCCGACUCGCGGGAGCCGCCUGGCAGAGCUAGGCCGCAUGCCCUUCACCUCCACAGUGCAGGACUUCGCCGACCGUUUCCAGGCCCUGGCGUGCCACGCGUCGGGCGUGACGGCACAACAGCGCGCCGACCUCUUCGUCGGUGGACUGCCGAAUCACAUCCGCGUGGACGUGGAGCUUCGGGGACCCCAGGAUCUCCAGACGGCCAUGUAUUACGCCCGCGCCUUCGAGUGUCGCGCCCAGGCCAUGCAGCAGGCAGCCCCGGCUCGAGGAGGCCGAUAGGCCGCCAG